CUCCAAUUGAAGUCAGUUGCAGGGAAACCUUCACACUAUCGGGUCAUUUUGCACUAUAGUUAGUGUAGAAAUAGUUUAUUACAGCUUUUCCUUGUUACUAAUUAGUCAUCAGUUCAUUAGAUUGAGGUCGGCUGACGGUUACAUUCCAGUCAGUGAUAAAAUACUUCGCUAAUAAUUUAUGUAUACGGUUUGUUUCCGGUUUUGACGAAGACAAAUAUUUUUACAGAUGACAGUUCACAGUUAAUAAAUUAAAGCAAAAGGACAUGAAACGAAUAUAAAAUGUGUUUUCCAUUCAUUGGCGGAAGAUACGCGUACUUGAAAUUUAUCCGUCGGCUCUUAAUAAAAAGAUCUACACCAAAAGCGCUGAAGAAAUAUAAGAAAUUUGGCGGGAAAAAGUUAAAAGUGUCAUGGCGACGAAAAUAUUAAGCUGGUUGGCAGUUUUUACAGUAAUCGGGUUAUGUGGUUGCCAGAAAAACAAUACGAAUUUACGAAUUCCACGUUCAUUCGACCAUCACGGAAUCUGCAAAAGUAUGUUCUGCAACACAAUAGAAGCUUUGAGUAGAUUGAAGAAUUGUACCGUUAUUCUGGGCAACCUACACGUUGUGGUUCUUGAGAGAACCAAGCGGGAUGAUUUCGAAAAUGUUUCAUUUCCUCAACUCAAAGAGAUUACAGGUUUCCUGUUGGUAUACCGAGUACGUGGUUUGGAAAGUUUAGGUCAAUUAUUUCCAAACUUAAUAAGGAUCCGGGGUAAUCAUCUUUUUUACAACUAUGCCCUCAUUAUUCACGAUAUGCCGAAUCUUAGAGAGAUCGGACUAUACAAUCUUCUCAAGAUCGAUAGAGGAGGUGUUAUCGUAUGGGGGGCCACACAAGCUUGCUGGAUAGAUACUGUCGACUGGCAAGCGAUAGCGCCUGGAUAUAGACAUGUUCUAGACGUGGACAAGCAUGCUCAGUGCGACAUUGCCUGCAGAUGUUCACGGAACCCAGUUACCAAUCGCUGUUGGAAUAUCAAAAAGUGCCAACGUUUCCUCGACGGGCCAGAAGGUGAAAAAUGUAAAAGCCAAUGUCUCGGUUGUCGUAAGACAAAUAGCAGCGAUUGCUCUGUGUGCCGACACUACACGUUCAGGGGGCAAUGUGUCUCCGACUGUCCCAAUGGAACAGUGGUUUUACCUGCAAAUUCAUAUUGUUUGCCCGAUGAGGAAUGUGUUAAGAUCGGCGGAUGGUCCUGGAAUAAUACUUGUGUAUUCGAAUGUCCAUUGAAUUACGUGAAAGUAAAUAUAUCAAACAUCUCCACCUGUGAAUUCUGUAAAAACUGUACAGAGGUAUGCGGCAGUCAGUUAAUUAAAAACCUAGAAACGAUACAGCUAGCAGGUCGCUGUAUCUACAUUAACGGCUCGUUGACAAUUCACGUGUCAUCCAUACCAGAAGCCGUGACCGAGUUGAGACUGUACCUCAGUGAAUUGAAAGAGGUAUUUGAGUACAUACUCAUUUAUGGUUCCGUUCAAAUGACGUCAUUAGAUUUCAUGCCUUCACUCAGACGGAUUAGGGGACAAAAGUUAGAAAGCGGAAGAUUCAGUCUUGUUGUAUACAAUAUGCCAAACCUUCAGUCGCUAUUCAUAGGUAAUGUUACACAGAAUCUAAAAGUUGAUAACGGAACGGUGAAUUUCUAUGGAAACCCAAUGCUAUGUAUGCGGCAUAUAGAGGAACUAUUAAAAGUAUUUCCAACGCAACCAAAUGAAAUUGAUCUACUUCAGGGUAUGAACGGAUACAGCGGUGGUUGUCAAGAAAUAUCUUUGGAGCUUCGUGUUGUUGUAAUAAAUGAAACAUCAGCGCUUGUCAGAUUUCUACCCAUAUCCGAUCCUUUUGUGCAAUAUACAAUCCUUUACGUAUUAUUACCUCCAGGUAAUUCUACGAAAUUCGUACCGGAGAGUUGUAGCGAAUCGGAAUGGUUUGUGUUAGACGUUCCAACUGUAUCUAACCAGCUAGUGGAAAUUCAACUAACAUCAUUGCACCCAGCUUCUAAUUAUGCAAUUUGUGUUGAAACGUAUGACCCUGUUCAUCGGAAUCUUGCAAGAAGUUCAAUUCUUAGUUUCCAGACCCAUAUUGGAAAACCGCAACCACCGUUCAUCUUGGAACUAGUCGCCUCUUCAUCGCAAAAUGUAGUUAUACGUUGGGUAGAUCACAAGGAUUAUAAAUCUCAUAUCGUACGUUAUGAAUUGGAUGUGAAUUUAAUAGAAAUUCGUUCUAAAGAUAUUGCAGCAAGAGAUCACUGCAAACACAAAGAUGAAGAUUACGAUGAACUAGACUAUUCAAGACAUGCGGUUGUUUCGAGACCGCCUCCAAAUUACGACAAGGGUUGCAAAUCUAUGUGCGGAGUUCUAUCAUCAGUAACAGAAGGAGCUUUGAUUGAAGAACAUUUUGAUAUAUGCAGCAGUUAUACUUUAGACUGUGACUCCGAAAAUAUCAUAAGAAAGAAUGAAACUUAUGGAAAAUAUAUUAAAAGUUCAUCGAUUAAUAUAAAUAGGCCUGGAAACGUAUACCAAGUGGGAGGACUAGCACCAUUUCGUGAUUACAAAUUUAAUUUGCGAGCUUGCACGGACAGUCAUUGCAGUAGAUCGGCCAGAAAUGUUGUAAGAACGUUACGUAAGAAAGAUGCAGAUAUUCCAAUUAUCACUUUUUCUGAUGCGAAUUCAGACGGAUUCAUAACUGUACAUUGGAAUCCACCUAUCGAAACGAAUGGUCCCAUAUUAUCCUAUAACAUAGAGGUUUUGCCGAAAUUGAGUUCAAACGAUAUUAAUUAUUUAAUUCCUCAAUCGUGGUGUACAUCUAGAAAUAAGACAAGUUUGACAGUAAAGUCUGAAUUAGCCAAAAAAUAUAUUGUAAGAGUGUGUACAACGACUUUGGGAUCGAGUAAAUCUUGUAGUGAAUGGAAAAAGACACUUGUGACUGUAACGACAAAAAAAGUUCCGACGUGGUGGUGGAGUGGUAUUUUUUAUGGUGUUCUUUUGUACUUUAUUUCUACAGCAUUUGGAUGGUUUUUCAAUAAGAGGAGAGGUAAUACAGAUAGAAUGCUGUUGAUAGACAACGGCUUGAAUUAUGCGAAUGAAACGGAUCCUCCUAGUUUCAUGAUGAGAGAUUUAGCACCGAGUUAUUCCAUUCCAUUACGUGAUACGCCGCUAGAUUAGAACGAAUAAGUUAUUUUAUUUUGUGGAGUUUUUAAUGUCAGUAUUGUACGAGUCUAUUUGUUUUGUUAACAGAUUCUUCAUCAUUAAAGUUCUCUAUAUUUUC
Messenger RNA from Papilio polytes (common Mormon), 3285 nucleotides. Its product is annotated as insulin-like peptide receptor. Gene Ontology annotation, biological process: positive regulation of MAPK cascade; glucose homeostasis; positive regulation of phosphatidylinositol 3-kinase/protein kinase B signal transduction. Gene Ontology annotation, molecular function: insulin receptor activity; insulin receptor substrate binding. The record is from RefSeq and is a predicted model, not a curated record. Gene Ontology annotation, cellular component: insulin receptor complex; axon. Lineage: Eukaryota; Metazoa; Arthropoda; Insecta; Lepidoptera; Papilionidae. Bases 408 to 3182 code for a protein of 924 amino acids. The transcript is spliced from 8 exons.